AUGUUUCUAAUCAAGAAUGAUGCUGAUGCAAAACAAAUAUUUAAUGAACUGGAUGAAGUAGUGGUUUAUAAAAUACUUAAUAUAACGAAACCAACACGGGCAAGUGUGUGUUUCAGUGUUUGUAUUUCUAAUACAAAAUGGCUUGAUACUGUUUCUUCUUCGCAUAUUAUAUCAGGUAGUGAAGGUUUUAGCGAUGCUAUUAUUAAUUUUGAUCCGAAUGACAUUGAUGAGAUGAAGAUUUUGUGGCAAUUUAUAAAAGAUUUUGGAACAGGUUAUGAAAAUAAUCAUAUUAUUAUAGAUAAAUUGGUUGGAAUUCAUGAAACCCCCCAAAUUCUAUUGCCUUGGAUAUUAUAG
This is a messenger RNA of Ordospora colligata OC4, 354 nucleotides long. RefSeq lists its product as uncharacterized. The transcript has a single exon. NCBI's taxonomy places the organism in Eukaryota, Fungi, Microsporidia, Ordosporidae. The record is from RefSeq and is a predicted model, not a curated record. Bases 1 to 354 code for a protein of 117 amino acids.